This is a messenger RNA of Paramisgurnus dabryanus, 1161 nucleotides long. Its product is annotated as placenta-specific gene 8 protein-like. The record is from RefSeq and is a predicted model, not a curated record. NCBI's taxonomy places the organism in Eukaryota, Metazoa, Chordata, Actinopteri, Cypriniformes, Cobitidae.
UAAGGGACUGUGGGUGGUUUACAGCAAACAGAGUUUUCGGAAACAGGCGCAAGAAAGAUGGAGGUGACAACUCAACCCAAAGCAUAUGCUCCUAAAGACUUUCAGAGUGGGUUAUUAAGCUGUUGUGAUGAUAUGAGCGUAUGUUGUUGUGGGUUGUUCUGCCUGCCUUGCUUGGGUUGCUCCAUUGCUAGCGACAUGAACGAAUGCUGUUUAUGUGGUUUGGGGAUGCCAAUCCGAAGUGUUUACAGGACAAGAUAUAAUGUCCCGGGAUCCAUGUGUAACGACUGUGUGGUCAACUACUUCUGCGCUUGUUGUGCAUCCUGCCAGCUUAAGAGAGAUAUUAAAAUAAGGAAGCGUAAUGGGGAAUUCUAAAGGAAACAUGGGAUUUUUAGGGAAAGUAAAUGCAGAGGACGUAAUUAUUCAACAAAACGCAACGGAAUAACAGCUACUAGCAGUCUAUCUAACACUACUAUCUAGUUUUUAUUGCUCACAGUAGAUCAAGACAAGAUGAAGGAGUGAGUCACUAGAAAUGUAAUGACAUUUUAUGGCCAUAUUGUAUGUAUAAAUAAAUAAAGAUUAUGGUUUUGCGAGUUUGUACAGUUAGUAUCACGCAACAAAUGCACAACAAAGGUCAUGUUUCUCAUUUAAAAUCAUACCGAGAAGUUGGUAAAGCCGGCACAUAAUGCGUUAUGUGAUAAAUAUACAGUUAGAUUCAAAGUGUGGUCUGUUGGUCAUUAUGUGAACAGUGUGUGUGAUUAUACAGUCAAAAGGAGGCUUAAUAAAGAUCGAAUCUCUCCUGAAUUCUACUUAAUGCUCUGACACUUGCUGUUAAUGCGGAUGGUGUUUCUUUAAAAUAUUAUUAUUGUAAAAUUACAUCUACUGUAAAUCUUUUCUGCCACAGUUUAAGAAAGAUUAUAUUAUUGGUUUUGAUUGUACCACAUGAGAAAAUUUAACCCAAUUAAGCUUUAAAGAAAUAACAGCUGAAUUUCUGCCUUAAAGUUAAGCCAAAGUGUCUGUAGUGUUACGUUUAUUACUGCUAUUGUACUGCUUUUUAGUUUAACUUAAGAACCGAAAUAGAAAUGACUGAUUUUGUUUAUUAUUAACAAUAAUAUUAAGUUAUUAAGAUUUGAAGAAUAUGCCCAACCCAACCAUGUAAAUAAA